This is a messenger RNA of Habropoda laboriosa, 2067 nucleotides long. Its product is annotated as zinc finger protein 76-like. Gene Ontology annotation, molecular function: DNA-binding transcription factor activity, RNA polymerase II-specific; RNA polymerase II cis-regulatory region sequence-specific DNA binding. Gene Ontology annotation, cellular component: nucleus. The record is from RefSeq and is a predicted model, not a curated record. NCBI's taxonomy places the organism in Eukaryota, Metazoa, Arthropoda, Insecta, Hymenoptera, Apidae. Gene Ontology annotation, biological process: central nervous system development; regulation of transcription by RNA polymerase II.
AUGCUACAUACGUAUUCUACGUUAUAAGAUCGUUGAAAGGAUAGUUGAUACGAUCAAUUGGUGGAUCCUCUUGGCUAUUCCCGUGUCAAAUACUCGUAUUGUAAAAGAUUCGCGCAAAAGAUCGAUUUGCUGGUAAACAUAACUUGGUGCAACACGCGCGAAUCUUCAAUGCAUCGUAAACGAAUUGUCGACGAUCCCUGUUCUUCUAAGACAGAUGCUUACCUGCGGACACGAAACUAAGACACAAAAUAAUGACGUGGAUCAUCGGCGAUCAUCGCGAAACGUUCUUUGUUCGCAGCUCUGGAUUUGUAGAGAAAUAUGUCGGCACAAGGCGCAGAACUUUCAAAUCGUUUCGUGACUCGAGAUGUCGAAACCAUGUUAGACGAGACACAGAACAAUCGUACGGAUAUAUUGGAAUGCCUAUCAGUUCUAAUUAACGAGAACAGUUCUGGAAAUGAUCAAACGGAAGAGUUAACGUUGGACGAACAACUAUUGCCCGAUGGAACACAAGCAUUUGUUGCCAAUAAUUUCAACGACGAUGAGGUGGAUUUGAAAGGACAAACAACGUUAGAAUUGGAAAAUGGAGAUACUAUAUUGUUGCGAGACAUCGCGGAAUUUACCGAAGGCAAGCCGCUCCAAGUGGAAUUAGAUCCAGCAACGUUGGUUCAAGCUCGUGGUACCACUAUAGAAAACGUUGAAAAUACUUAUCCGCACGUGGAGUUCAUCGAUGGUAACGCUUAUAUGGUGACCGGGCACCUUGACGUCGGCAAAGAGUUGUGGGAAAUUGAGAGUGGUAAAUCGAAGAAGAAGGAUUCCAAGAUUUUAUUAAGCAAACUGCCGGCAUCGAGAAUCAGGCAUCCUUGCCCAAGGGAGGGUUGCACAAAGGUUUACAGUACACCCCAUCAUCUGAAGGUUCACGAACGAUCUCACACUGGUCAACGACCGUACAGAUGCACGCAUCCAAAAUGUAAGAAGAGCUUCUCGACAGGAUACAGUUUAAAAGCGCAUCUGCGUACGCACACCGGAGAGAAGCCGUACAAAUGCCCAAACGAAACAUGCGACAAAAGUUUCAAGACUUCCGGAGAUUUACUAAAACACGUACGAACGCAUACCGGAGAACGGCCGUUCUUGUGUCCGUUCGACGGUUGUGGUCGUUCCUUUACUACGAGUAAUAUUAGAAAGGUUCACGUGAGAACGCACACCGGUGAACGUCCGUACAAAUGUACACAACCAAAAUGUGGCAAAGCUUUUGCCAGUGCUACAAAUUAUAAGAAUCAUAUACGAAUUCACUCAGGCGAGAAACCUUACGUCUGUUCUAUCGAAAAUUGUGGAAGACGAUUCACCGAAUAUUCUAGUCUUUACAAACAUCAUCUUGUUCACACGCAACAACGUCCGUUCGAAUGUAAAGUUUGCUUCAGGAGAUAUAGACAAAGUAGUACCCUUGUUAUGCACAAAAGAACCGCACACGCGUUAGUCGAUAACGAGGACGACGACGACGACGACGACAACGACGACGACGACGACAACGACGACGACGACAGCAGCAGCGUCGACGUUCUUUGCCAAGAAUCUAUUCAAGAAUCUUCUAGUCGGGGCAAAGAUAAGCGUAGUAGGUCGAACGUUAUACGAGAAAAUGGUAGUAGUCCAUCGUUAAAGAUCACAGAAAAAGAUGGACAGAUUCAGAUUUCUAAAGCGAUCGAUGAUUUAAACGAUAACGAAACGCAGAUUUUAUUGGUCGGCGACCCUUCGCAAAUUGCAGCGUUACAGAAGAUCGAACUAAACAGUGGAUUCGACGACGAACCUGGAAUCGAUACUUCGUUCGAAGAACUGAACAUAAAGAUCGAAGACAUAGAACUUGGAUGGAAUUAAUACGGCACGAAGGAGUGGAAGGGGGGGAUGGUGAAUCGAUCGCGAACUAAAGGUAACUUUAGCCUAUCGAAGAAGAAGAAGAAGAAGAAGAAGAAGCGUUCUAUUUAUAGGUGCGAAGAAACAGUAUCGUUUAUCCGUUAUUUAGUACGUGUACAAGAAUGUAUUCGGAAUAAUGUCUCGCCGCACGUCAUUGCCAGC